Molecule: messenger RNA, 2244 nt
Organism: Dermacentor albipictus
Lineage: Eukaryota; Metazoa; Arthropoda; Arachnida; Ixodida; Ixodidae
Source: RefSeq, a predicted model, not a curated record
UCAUCCUUCCAUGGAAGAAGUGAUAUCAUCGCUGUCACGACUGAAGUUAUGAGGACACCUCCAAACCCGAGUAAGGCGACCAGCGUACCUGCCGCUUUUAUCGCGCGUGCCGCGCCAUUCGCUGCACUGGCAGCGACUGUAGGCGCCUUCUGCGUGCUGCUCUACUUCGUCCUGGCCGACCACCGCCAGAAGAGGUCGUUGUGCUGCUCGGACGUCGCAAGGACACUACUGUCCUUCUGCAACCGAAGCGUCGACCCGUGCUCAGACUUCGCGGCCUUCGCCUGCUACCACGGCAAAACACUCGACGAACGGCCGCUGGGCAGGAACGCGGUCAAGCUCUCGGUCAUUUACCCGACAAUGCAGGGCCGUCUCCGCAAUCCCGCUGCCGAUUCCUUGCGCAGUCACCACAGGAGCUGCCUGGUAGCCUUCAUGGAACACGAGCUGACUCCCGAGAAGGCUGCGAUCGGCGUGCUUUCCGUGUUUCAAGGGUGGGCGCCUGGCAGCCGCCAGCUGGACUUGCUCAAGGUACUCGGGCUGCUAUUCCUGCGGUACGACGUGGCCGUGGUACUGUCGGCGCGUUUCUCGUUCGAAGACACCACGCAAAGAGGCGCCACCGGUCGCUACAGCCUCAGGAUCUCUCCCACCGUAGCGCCACGGGUGUUGGAUUCCUCCAACUCCGAGCACGUGGAGACCAGAAUGCUCGCGUCCAUCCAAUCACACUUGCUGCAACAAACAGCGGCUGCAGGCAAACCAACCGUCGCAGUGGACCUCCGCGGCGACGUCCUAAAGGCGAGCAUUCGGCUUCGGGACUCUGUACAGAGCUCAGGCGACACCGUACUCGAGGAAGACGCGAGCCUCCUUCAACAGCGGUUUCCGCACUUCGACCUGAGCUCGUGGCGUGAGAUAAUCCUCGAGUGCUGCGUUUCAUGCAAACUGAAAAUCCAAAGCCUCUCCUCCAUGCGGAAUGUGCUAAACGUCCUAACAGAUGGCGCGACGAGGCAUGAGGCACUCGUCGCCUAUUUUGUGGUAUCGGCGGCUAUUUCUACGUUCUCCGAGGAGAUUGCGCGGGCCGACACCGCCGGAGGAUUGACUUGGCGCGCCGCCUUCUGCGACGAGGCGGUGCUCAGAGCUGCGCCCCUGUGGCUCGUGUCUUCAACGAGCGUCCUCACUUCCGACGAAAAGGACACGGUGGUGCGAACGAUGUACGCCGCCACAUUGGAUGCCGUUGCCUCCGACGCAGAUGCUCUGUUCGGCGACGCUUCGGACGCAAGAAAGGCGCGCCAAGUACUCGCCGAACAUAAACUGCUACUGCCGCAAGACAUCGCCCGAGAGUACGCUCCGUUUGCGCCCAACCUGAGUGGUCGCUAUGUCGAGAACAAGUUCGCGCUCCGCGGAUUCCUGUACAGGGCCCGCAUCCUGGAUGCCAAGCAUGGUGUCAAUGGUGUCUCCGCGAACCACGCGAACGAUCUUGAGGGCAUCGCAUCCCGCGUCGGAAACGUAGUGAUCGUCGCGCCCGGGGCCUACUCGAUGCUGUGCGUCCAGAACGGCGGUGGCGAUGGCCGUCCCUGCGAGCUCAACGCGGCCACGCUGGGUGUCACCCUGGCCGACCUCUUGUGGGCCGCCCUGUUCGAGCGACGCGACUGGUCUGCAGCACUCCAGCGGCGCAUAGACGAGCACCGGUCUUGCCACAGCCCCAGCCCACGUGCCAGCACCCACGGAGGCUCUGGUUUCGGCGAUCUGUCUUUACCGCUCCUCUCGGUUCGGUCGGCCGUGAGGGUUGCCGCGCAUGCGGACUGGCACACCCAGUCGCUGGCUCUGGUCAGCGAGUGGAAUCUGUCGCCGAGCCAGGUGUUCUUCGUGCUGGUCUUCCUGACCCGAGCGUGCGUCGGCUGGUCCGGUGGUACUCAGGACGACGCCGACUCGUCUUCGUCGCGGGCCGCGCCUCUCGUGCGCCAGAUGGCGGACUUCAGUGCAGCCUUUCGAUGUGGGCCCGUUCCCGUUUUCAGUAUCGGACGUUGCCCGUGAAUAUUCUUGAAGUUUGCAAAAUGCGGCGCAGGCAACAAUAGAAACGGACAGCAUGGUGUUCAACAUCUUUCGGUUAACCUUUGUUACAAAGUGAAAUGGCACGGUAUGUUUGGAGACAUUCGAUAUUACAACUCUCCCUUUGAUAUAUAUAUAUAUAUAUAUAUUUACUGUACUCUGACGAAGGCUGGUCCACCAGCCUAAAACGUUAAGUAAAAGAAG